This is a messenger RNA of Lagopus muta (rock ptarmigan), 3109 nucleotides long. It is a transcript of the gene DACH1, whose product is annotated as dachshund family transcription factor 1. The record is from RefSeq and is a predicted model, not a curated record. Lineage: Eukaryota; Metazoa; Chordata; Aves; Galliformes; Phasianidae. The coding region runs from base 106 to 2232 and encodes 708 amino acids. The transcript has 13 exons.
UUUUUUUUUUUUAAUAGAUAUAUAUUUUUUUAAUUUUCCCCCUUCUCCUGCGCGCGUGUGUGGGAACUUUCCCCCUCCCUGCCCCCCCCCGCUGUAUAUGUGACCAUGGCCGUUCCGGCUGCGCUGAUCCCUCCGGCCCCGCUGGUCCCCCCUCAGCCUCCGGUCUCAACUUCUGCCGCCUGCACCACCACCACCACCACCUCCUCGGCGGCCGCCACCUCCUCUCCGGCUCCGGCCAUCGCUCCCCCGCCGCCCGCCUCGGGGACAAACCUAUUCCGCCCGGAGCCCAUCGCAGCGCCGGCGGCGGCGGCGGCCACAGUCACCUCCACCGCCACCACCACCACCACCGGAGGCAGCGGCGGAGGCGGCGGCAGCGGCGGCGGCGGCGGCAGCCCCAGCCUGGGCAGCGGCACCGGCGGCGGCACCUCCGGCACCUCCACGCCCAACGCCGGCGCGGCCGGCAGCCUGCCCGGCAAGCCCGUGUACUCGACCCCGUCCCCGGUGGAGAACACCCCCCAGAAUAACGAGUGCAAGAUGGUGGAUCUGAGGGGGGCCAAAGUGGCCUCCUUCACCGUGGAGGGCUGCGAGCUCAUCUGCCUGCCCCAGGCGUUCGACCUCUUCCUGAAGCACUUGGUGGGGGGCUUGCACACGGUCUACACCAAGCUGAAGCGCCUGGAGAUCACGCCCGUGGUCUGCAACGUGGAGCAGGUCCGCAUCCUGCGGGGGCUGGGGGCCAUCCAGCCCGGCGUCAACCGCUGCAAACUCAUCUCCCGGAAGGAUUUCGAGACCCUCUACAACGACUGCACCAACGCCAGUUCUAGACCUGGAAGGCCUCCUAAGAGGACUCAAAGUGUCACCUCCCCAGAGAAUUCUCAUAUCAUGCCACAUUCUGUCCCAGGCCUAAUGUCUCCUGGAAUCAUCCCGCCAACAGGCUUGACAGCAGCAGCUGCAGCAGCAGCAGCUGCCACCAAUGCUGCCAUAGCAGAAGCAAUGAAAGUGAAAAAAAUUAAAUUGGAAGCUAUGUCCAACUACCAUGCAAAUAAUAACCAGCAUGGAGCAGACUCUGAAAAUGGAGAUCUGAAUUCAAGUGUUGGCAGCAGUGAUGGUUCUUGGGAUAAAGAAAAACUUCAGUCUCCCCCCACCCAAGGAUCACAGGCCUCUAUUAACCACCCCAACUUGCCUGGGCAACAUAAUGUUCCAGUUAGCCAUCCUCUCAAUCCUCUUCAACAGAACCACCUUCUGCCAAAUGGAUUGGAGCUUCCGUUUAUGAUGAUGCCCCACCCAUUAAUUCCUGUGAGCCUACCUCCAGCAUCUGUCACAAUGGCAAUGAGCCAGAUGAAUCAUCUUAGUACCAUUGCCAACAUGGCAGCAGCAGCACAAGUGCAGAGUCCUCCAUCCAGAGUUGAGACAUCUGUUAUUAAGGAACGUGUUCCAGACAGCCCUUCUCCUGCUCCUUCUCUUGAAGAGGGCCGAAGACCUGGCAGCCACCCAUCCUCUCAUCGAAGCAGCAGUGUGUCCAGCUCUCCUGCACGGACUGAGAGCUCUUCAGACAGAAUCCCAGCUGUCCAUCAGAAUGGGCUAUCUAUGAACCAAAUGCUGAUGGGUUUGUCACCUAAUGUCCUUCCUGGGCCUAAAGAAGGUGAUCUGGCUGGUCAUGACAUGGGACAUGAGUCAAAAAGAAUACACAUUGAGAAAGAUGAGACCCCGCUCUCCACACCAACUGCAAGAGACAGCCUUGACAAACUUUCUCUAACUGGGCAUGGGCAACCACUACCUCCAGGUUUUCCAUCUCCUUUUCUAUUCCCUGAUGGAUUGUCCUCCAUAGAGACCCUUCUGACUAACAUCCAGGGUCUACUAAAGGUUGCUAUAGACAAUGCCAGAGCUCAAGAGAAACAAGUCCAACUGGAAAAGACAGAGCUGAAGAUGGAGCUCUUCAGGGAACGAGAACUGAGGGAAACACUUGAGAAACAGUUGGCUGUGGAGCAGAAAAAUAGAGCAAUAAUUCAGAAAAGGUUAAAGAAGGAAAAGAAGGCAAAGAGGAAAUUGCAGGAAGCACUUGAAUUUGAGACUAAACGGCGGGAGCAAGCAGAACAGACACUGAAACAAGCAGCUUCAACAGAUAGUCUCAGGGUCCUAAAUGACUCUCUGACCCCAGAGAUAGAAGCUGACCGCAGUGGGGGCAGAACAGAUGCUGAAAGGACAAUACAAGGUUCACUAGAUGCCUAUGCCUAGCUCCCAAUCCGGUUUCCCAAGAUCCCCUCAUCCCACACAAAAAGAUGGAAGACUUUAUUUGAAAACUACUGUCAUGUAUUGAAUUUUUCCUGCUGAAGAUACCUGUGCUAUGGUAAAGAACUUUGCAGUAAGACAUUCACCCGAAUGGAGUUCUGUGGGAACAAAAUGUUUUCAACUUCAUUUACCAAUGUUCUUCAAAAGAGUAAGGAAUUCUGCAAGAGUGUCCUCCUUUGGUUAUCUCCUGUAGCUCAAGCCAGAGCUCUAGAGAAUGUUUGUAAAUGUACACUAGCAAUCUUCUUACAGUGAAAAUCUUCAUCUGUGCACCGGACUAUUGUACCAAAACUACAGGCAGGUCAGAACAAGGUUGAGUAUUCCCUUUUUCAAGGAAUGCAGACUCUGUCCUCCUCUGAUGAUUCUAUAUUUGAGCACAUCAAAUGAUCCUUCCAGCGGUGUCAAAGUACACUUACAGACCUUACAGACUGUUAUAUCAUACCGAAACCAGCAAGACAGCUCAGAAAUGAACUUGUAGAGGGCAUAAGAGGACUCUUAUUAAAAAAAAAAAAAGGAAAAAAAAAAAAAAAAAGAAGAAGAAAAAGAAAAAAAAGAGAAAAAAAGUAAAAAGAAAAAAAGAAUUGAUACAUUCAGUUUUCAGACUAUGAUCGUGGGUUUUCUUCUAAAGACAUUUUUCCAUAUGCUUUCUGAGAGACCAACACAACACAUGUAUGUAAAUCUACAUUAAGUAAAAUGGAAUUUUGUGUAAGUGAAAAGAAAUGCUGAAUGUAAACAAACUGUUUUACUAUUCACAAAGUCUCUUUUCCUAAAAUAAAUUAAAAAAAAAAAAAAAACAAUUAAAAGAGUAAUAAUUUCUCAUUGUAAA